Messenger RNA from Phycodurus eques (leafy seadragon), 3171 nucleotides. RefSeq names its product serum response factor binding protein 1 (gene srfbp1). NCBI's taxonomy places the organism in Eukaryota, Metazoa, Chordata, Actinopteri, Syngnathiformes, Syngnathidae. Bases 83 to 1783 code for a protein of 566 amino acids. Gene Ontology annotation, biological process: maturation of SSU-rRNA. The transcript is spliced from 3 exons. The record is from RefSeq and is a predicted model, not a curated record. Gene Ontology annotation, cellular component: 90S preribosome; nucleus.
CGUAAACGACGUCAAACAUGGCCGCCCCCGACGCGUUAACAGCUUUAACUUCACGUUGAGAGCUUAUUGUCUGUCAUUUACGAUGACCACUUCUAAUGACAGUGUAGAGGAAAUGGCAUGUGAAAAGGAAGAAGUGGGAAAAGAUUCACGUAGUGGAGACAUAGAAGGAGACAACAAAGAACAAAAGAAGGAAGAUGUAAGGGAAGGAGGAGGUGAAAUAGAAGAUGGCAAAGAGAAAAAAGAUGGCGGAGAAUCGGAACAUGUUGAAGGAGAGGACUGUAGUGACGAUAAAGAAGAGGAGGAGGAGGCGGCAGGACAGCCCACAGAUAAAACGGAGAAAAAGCCUGACCAAGUUGAAGUCAAAAACCAGCCUGAGGUCCUGAACUUGAACAAUGAGGUGGUGAAUAUGAGAAAAGAGGUGAAGAGAGUGAGGGCACUGCUCAGCAGGAAGCUCAUUCGCCAGAUUACGGGGCUGAAGAAGAAGAAGGGGAAUGAGGCGGACAUUGAGAAGAAUCACAGAAGGGCCGCCAGACUACUGGAGGAGAUCCACGCAAUGAAAGUGCUCCGACCGGACCUUGUCACCAAGACAGCCUUGCAGAAGAAUCUCAACUUCAACGAGGUGUGCAAGAACCCAAAGUCGACCAUGUCCGACAGAGCCAUAGCUCGCAUCGCCUCCCACCCCCAGUUUAAGAAGAAGAUCGAGAACAUCCAGGCCGCUGUGAAGGCUUUCAGAGAUGAGAGGAGGAGGAAGGGAUGGAAGCAAGGAGAACAGAAGGUCAAAAAUGAAGCUGGAAAGGUAGCUCUGCACUCACCUGAUGUUAAGCCUGAAAAGGUUCAAGAAAUGGUGAAGGAAGAAAAUUAUUCUGAAGAAGUGAGGGAAAGUCCUAAUGAUGAUGACAGUGAGCCAAAAGAUCAAACUUCUUCUGAACCUGAUGAGGACAAAAUGGAAUCUACUCAAGCUGCCGAAAAGAAAGUAACAGUGGAGACUAAAAUUGUCAAACCAGCAUCAGUCAAAAAGAGUGAGCCUAAAGAACAGGUAAGACCAAAGAAACCGGAAGCGAAGACUCAGGAAAAUAAACCGAAAGUUGUGCCCGAGUCCACAAAAGAAGAAGAAGAAGAGAGCGAAUUGGAUCUCUCUGACGAGGAGGACAAACCGUACUUUGAUGACAGUACUGAGGAACGAUUCCACAAGCAGUCUUCUCAGGAGGAGAGUGAGAGCGAUAAUGACUUUUUUGUGGGCAAAGUGAGCAAAUUGAAGAAAAAGAAGAGUAAAAACACAGAAGACGGGGACAAGAGUAAAGAGGAUUCAGCAGGAAAAUUAAAGACUGCCGACAAGGUUCAGGGUGAACUCGACGAGCUUGAGUCACGGUUAAAGGCAAAAGAACCCAAACUUCAGACUGUCUUCUGCUCUUUGUCUCAAACAAAACCGAGUCGGGGCGGAAGAGGGAAGCCGUUUAGAGGUCAAGGGAAACCGAUGGGCAGGGGCUUCCUAGAUUCUGAUAAACGCACCAAGUUCCAAAAGGAAGAGAAGGGACCAACGGGGCACAAUAAGUACUACGGGCCUGAUGGAAAACGUUCGGAUUCCGAGAGAAGAAACUUUAGAGGGCGUGGCCGAGGCGAUGCUACAAGGCAGCAGGAUCGUCGCGGUCCAGGUGGCUUUUCCCAUCAGGCACCACAACAGGCCCUGCAUCCAUCAUGGGAGGCCAGCAAGAAAAGAAAAGAGCAGCAAGGACAAAUUAUGGCUUUCCAAGGGAAGAAGAUCAAGUUUGAUGAUGAUGACUGAUCUGUCUGCUUCUUUAUUUGUGAUCAAGUGAUUUGUAGGCCUUAUUGUAUGACUAAUUGUGAGUUGCUUCUGGAUCAUUUGUGAUUUUUGUUUCAAGGAAAGGACAAAAUUCUAAGUUUUAGGAUUGUGUUUUUGGCGGCACGGUGGCUGACUGGUUAGAGCAUCAGCCUCACAGUUCUGAGGACCCGGGUUCAAUCCCCGGCCCCACCUGUGUGGAGUUUGCAUGUUCUUCCCGGGCACUCCGGUUUCCUCCCACAUCCCAAAAACAUGCAUGAAUUGGAGACUCUAAAUUGCCCGUAGGUGUGAAUGUGAGUGCGAAUGGUUGUUUGUUUGUAUGUGCCCUGCGAUUGGCUGGCAACCAGUUCAGGGUGUACCCCGCCUCCUGCCCGAUGAUAGCUGGGAUAGGCUCCAGCAUGCCCGCGACCCUAGUGAGGAGAAGCGGGUCAGAAAAUGGAUGGAUGGAUGGAAGGAUUGUGUUUUCAAUUGCAGUGUAAUACAGCUUUAUCCAAAACGGUAUUGUAUAGAAGCAAAUGAUUUGGGAAGCUCAUAUUUUCAUUGUAUGAAGACUAGAAUUACACAAAACCAGUAUGCUUACAUUCACAACACAACACGAUCUUUUAAAUCAAUCCAAAGGCUAGUAAUAUGUAUUUUUUUCUGCAUUAUUUACAGAUACAUCCACUGUUCAGUACCAGGCUCCAGCUCACCCGUGACUCAGAUGGGACUAAGUGGUUAGAAAAUGGCUGGUUGAUCACAGGUUACUGGAAAAUACAUUUAAAUUAAUGAAGUGACGUGCAGGGAUAGGCCCAGUAGCCCGCAACCUUAGUGAGGAUAAGCAGUAAAGAAAAUGGAUGGAUGGAUUGACAUGCAGUGAUGGCAGUAACAUUUUAACUAUUACUUAAGGAUGUGUUGCUGUUUCCAGACCGCCGGUAAUCAGAUUAAAGUCAUUUACCCAAGUCACGUUGCGUUACUAUUUUUUACGUUUCCCUUCGUAAAAAGAUGCAGUACCGUAUUUGCUUUAUACCGUUUCAGGAGUGAUGUCACGCAGGCGCCAAGUCAUGUUUUCAGCAUGGGGACACCUCACCUGUAUGUACCAAGCAUCCCACUGGAGUUCUAGGCAGGACACGCCCCACUGCAUAUGAUUGGCUGCUGCACCGGCGCGAUUUUCCGGGCAAGUACUUUCUGGCCUGCAUGCAGUAGGCCAUGUCCGACCGGGAUGUAAGCAGCCAAUCACAUUGCAUUGGGCGGGCUCGUCCUGCAGCCAAUCAUCGCAGCGGGGUUCGUAAUGGAGGGAGUAGAGAGACUGGCGUUUUCAAGUUGGGAAUACAGACAUUAUUUUGAGUUCGUGUCAGCUAAAGAUGAAAAUUGCGGUUCGUUGUAUACUUUGUGCU